GUUGCGCCAUGGGAUGUCGACUGGGGUCUUGAUGACUGAGAAUCAGAACAGUUCUGUAUUCGUCAUUCGUUACAAAUAUUGCAAUUAGUAAAUCUGACUAAUAUCUCUAAUUCUCUCAGCUCGCGCCUCACCGCUAUCCUCCGGUAACGGCUCGUCGGCAUGGGAUAUUCGACGGGGUAAUCGCACAAUUUCGCUUUACAAAUGCGCGAUCAAAGGUUCAGAUUAUAUAUAUGGAGUGCUUUGCCAUCUUAAAUUAUGAAACAAAUAAUCCAUAGUCCAUCACUUGUUCAGUACUCAAGUUUUUCACCUCACGCUACCAAUACACAUCCUUCAAAAUGCCUACCUCCCUCUACGACCUCAUCAUCCCCACCUUCAUUAAGGGCCUCCAAACCUUUGAUCACGUCCUCACAAAGGCCGAACAAUACGCCAAAGAAAAGGGAUUCAACGCCGAUGAAGUCUUCCCUCAAGCUAAGCUCGUUGACGAUCAACUUCCUCUCGUCUUUCAGGUCCAGAAUGCCACAAAGGCUGUGCAAGUGACCAUUGGCCGUUUAACAGGCGUUGAGCCCACAUUUUUCGAGGACAAUGAAAAGACCAUCGCAGACUUGCAUGCUCGAAUCCAAAAGGCUCUUGACGCUGUGAAGAGUGUCAAGCCCGAGGAUGUCAACUCAAGAGAGGAUGAGAAAGUGGAGCUCCCCCGACCCGACAAGACCCUUCAUCUUACCGUCAAGGAGGCUACACUUUACCAUGGACAGACAAACUUCUUCUUCCACAUCGUCACUGGCUACUCUAUCUUGCGUGCAAAGGGCGUACCUAUUGGUAAGGGGGAUUAUCUUGGAAACUUUCUUGCCCACCUUAUGCAAAGUUACAACCUCAUGCGCGCAGAUGUAUCAGCAGCAACAUCCGGGACACAGAAUAUUUCUUAUGAGGUGAACUGGCCAUUUCUUCGGCAGCGCAUUGAUCGCCGUGUACAACCUUCACACUCGUGGGGAUGGGCAUCUCCUCAAUUGCAGCCUAUGGAGUUCUCUCUCGUGGUUCACGCUGGCGAGGAUGGCUUUGCUUGUUUUGUUAAGGGGAAUAACGAAGUCUUUCUCCCUCGGAACUCCGCGUCUGGCUAUGCAGAUGCUGCAUUGGCUCAUAAUUUUGUUACUGAGGCCCUUAUGAUGUCUCCUGGUCUUAUUCGAUACUCGAGAAGUUCGGAAGAACGUGAGGUUGAUAUCAACGGCAUCAAGUUUCCCGCUGUUUAUAGCAACCUUGACAACCUCCUCCUUAUCGUCGAUCCGGAGACAUAUCUACCAUAUAUCGUCCGCACAGAAGAACAACAUCCGAUCUAUGGAAAUGCUACAAAAGACGUGUAUCUUUCGAACUACAAAGAGGUCCAGGGAAUCAAAUUUCCCCACACUAUCCAGACCAUCUACAACUCAUCUAGCCAACGCCUCAGCGUGGUUCUCGAAGACUUUGUCAUUGAUAAAAUCAACGCUACGGCGGAUUUCCCUAAAGAUUUCUUCGGCCCUGUUCCUAAAGGUCAGAAGAAAAUCAUACAAAAGAAGACUCCCGGUGUUCCGAGUGGUCUUGUCACAGAUUACAGCACGAGUUUGCUGGGAUCACCUGUCAAGAAUGUCAGCGUUGAUGCUUUGAAAUCAGCAACACCUGUUAACCUUCCUCAAUUGCAUUGGCUUAUCAUCGAUGAUAGCCAUGAUCUUGGGUUCAAGCAGCUUAUUAUUGAGUUUGAGAAUGAGGUUAUUGUGUGCGAUGCGCCACCCUUCUGGAGUCCCGCUGUCAUGGAGUGGAUUAAGAAGAUUAUUGGGAAGAAGGUUACCUACGUCGCGCCUACACAUCAUCACCGAGAUCAUAGUGGAGGAGUAGCCGAUUACGUCCGUGCAGGCGCCAAGCUGAUCAUCCCUGAGAUGGCAGUAGAUUACUGGUCCAGCGUCCCAGGAGCUCAGUUCAUCACCUUCAAUCAAACACACCCUUACGUCCACCGCGACAAUAAGAUCCAGGCAUGGUUCAACUGGGCUGAUCAAGCUCCUCAUGCAGCUGACUGGACUUAUGUGAUGGUUACAGAGCGAUGUCCUAACAAAAGCUCACCCAUCUUUGUCUUUGAGGCUGAUACUUGGGAGGCUGGGCUGGAAGUCGAUUUGGGUAAUCAGCAGCAGAUGAGGCAGUGGUUGGAUCAGAUUUUGGAUGAUGGUCUUCCCAGAUCUACGACGUGA
Molecule: messenger RNA, 2210 nt
Organism: Fusarium redolens
Lineage: Eukaryota; Fungi; Ascomycota; Sordariomycetes; Hypocreales; Nectriaceae
Exons: 9
Coding region: 336-2210 (624 amino acids)
Source: RefSeq, a predicted model, not a curated record